CUCUGCCACUAGCUGGUGCCUCAUUGCAGUUAUCUACAGGGCUUGAGGCGGGCAACAACAUCUAAAUCUAUCUAUCCCAAUCUCACCACUAUUAUCCUUCUCGGAAUCUUUGCCUCUGUGGUUGCGUGUGCCGCUUUCUUCAUCACACGCAUGCUUGGUCACCACACGAAACAAGUCCAUACGUACGGCAAGCGCCAGACCCGGAUCGUCAAUGCAGAAGAACGCUUCCCGAGGGCGCCUCCGUCCAUAUUUGACGAUCUUCCAACGCAGGUUAUGGUCCCAGUGGUUUCACGCAUGAAGCGGCGGGAGAAUACUAUUGUCGGCACUGCGACGAGGACCAAAUCUAAGACUAAACCGCCUUCGCCCAAGGUCAUCCACGUCAGCAGAAGAAGUCGCGCGUCUCCUCCUGCCCGAAAACACCCCCAGAUUCGCCGAAUCGAAGCCGGAGACGAUGACGGACCCGCAAAACGGACACCGUCCCGUCAGCCCCUUGGCGUUCGACCGGCCAAUACACCGCGAUCACCCCAAGUUGCACUUCCUCUCAAGUUGCGACGGAGCUCGCCGAAGAUGACGCCCUUGAUCAACAAGCAGUUUGCGCCAUACAUGGACAUCUUGGUGCUAGAUGACAUGGGAAAUACGCUGAGCCAGGAGAGGCGGGUUUCGAGGCCGACUGUGAUCAUAAGUAGUGACAGUGAAGACGAUCCCCCUGUGCAACCUAAACCAGCUCGCAGGCUACGAAAAUUAGCCCCCUUGCGAAUUGAAUCGGAUGAAUCAGAUUCGGAGGACGAAAUCCCAAUGAGAAUCGAGACACGCGUCCCCAAUCCACAUUUCGAUCCGACUACACGACUGAAAGUAGAAGUGGUCAUUCCUACUGCUGUUUCCAUUGCAUCACUGCCCGCGAUCCGACCACCACCAAGGCCCUCGCUCAAAUCCUCGCUCAAGUCUUCAGCUAGUCAACGACCUCGUGUCGGCUCUCCAAUUAUCAAAUCACGGCAGUUGACUCCUGCUCGCCGUAGAGGUCUUUACACUCCACCCUCGCCUCCAUCACCUUGCACCUCGCUGGACGAAGAUCUUUCGUUUGAUUUAUCUUCGUUGGAAAUCUCCGUAAUCCCGGGAUCGGAGCAGCAUUCUGCUUCUGAGGAGGUUCCCGAGUAUCUCCAACCACUCCUGGCUGAAUGCGGUCAGACAGAGAGUGGGGUGCACGAGUUCUCUGCGUUCAUCCGAACGUUCCCUUUGGAUACGUUGGUCCGAAACAGCGAUGCUCCGUCGACGUUCCGGAAAAUCGGCGAGGCCAGCUAUUCGGAGGUGUAUGGGAUCGGAGAUGUCGUCCUCAAGGUUAUCCCUUUGCGAGACGAGUCCCACCGGCAACUGCGGCCCAAAGCGCGAGAAGACACUUUGGACGUGCCAUUCUCGACGGACGUCAAGGAUGUGCUCAAAGAGAUCAUCGUCACCGAUGCGAUGGGCCAAGUGUGCGACGGAUUCGUGGAUCUGUUACGGACCUAUAUUGUCAAGGGCACGUAUCCGCAAAUUCUCUUGGAGCUUUGGGACGAAUAUGAGCGGGAAAAAGGGACUGAGAGCGUCCGUCCAGAUACGUUCACGGUAUCGCAGGUCUACGCAAUCAUUGUUCUCCCCAAUGGUGGUCCCGAUCUAGAGGCGUUUAAGUUCUCCCCAAAGACACCGUGGAGGCAAGCAUCCAGCAUCUUUUGGCAGGUUGCAAAGGCUCUAGCACAUGCCGAACAACUAGUGUCGUUUGAGCAUCGCGAUUUGCAUCUGGGGCAGAUCCUUGUCAAAGACAUGCCGGUCCAACCUUCGCGGGCCUUGCAAGCUGUCAACCAGAACCGCGCGGCACUGACCAAGACAGCACCUGUGACAAUGGACUCGUCAGCAGCUGCAGUGCAAGUCACACUCAUUGAUCUGGGCCUGUCCCGGAUGGACGCCGGUGAUGGGGCUGGAGGCGAAAUGGUGCAUUGGACUCCGUUUGACGAGGAAAUCUUCGCCGGAGAGGGCGACUACCAGUUUGACAUAUAUCGCUUCAUGCGGGAUCACAACAGCGGCGACUGGGAAGCCUUCCAUCCUUUGACUAAUUCAAUGGCUCAGUGGUUACAUCACCUCGUUACCAAGCUGCUCAAGGGAAAGGGUCUGAAAGCGCCAGCUCGAAGAAAGACGAUCACACCGAAUCGGACGUCCAGCACCUUCAGCGAACGGGACUGUCAUGAGUGUUUGCUUGAUCUCGAGGAAUGGCUGGGAAGAAGUAUAUCGGCUGUUUCCGAAGUGGAAAAAGGCAAGAGCAAGGGAAGAAAGAAGAGAACGAUGCCCUCUGCUUCGAAAGUCACCCCGCCAGCCUUGCUCGAAGGUCCUAUGUGUGCUGGCGAGGUUGUUGGUUAUGGUAUCAAGAAGGGAUGGAUCAACGCGGUUGCCUAA
Messenger RNA from Mycena citricolor, 2421 nucleotides. The record is from the annotation of a GenBank genome assembly. NCBI's taxonomy places the organism in Eukaryota, Fungi, Basidiomycota, Agaricomycetes, Agaricales, Mycenaceae.